CACAUUGCAAGAGCCCAACGUGACGCACAGGGAGCCGGGACACACAUACGCACACACAGCUAUCAAAUGGAUUACCCCCCCGACACAGGCCUUUGAACUGCAACACAGCAAGAACAAUACAGGCAGCAGAUGAGGAGCUGCACAAACCCUUCAGAACUUCUUUGACACUUUUUUGAGGAGAAAAGUAGCUUUGAUUAAGACUCAUUAUUUGUUUUGGUUUUGAGUCUUGCCUGAUUCAUUCAGAUUCACUGAGCAGAGGGACUUGGACUGACAGCUGAUGAUGGGAAUAUUUUUUUUGGGUUAACAUUCGACAGAUCCCGUCUCUCUGCUGUGCCACUGGAGUGGAUCGGACGAAUGGAAAGCAUCAGUGUGGAAACAGACUGGGAUGGGUUAGCUCUCUCCUCUCUGGUCACCACGGGAAGGAGCAACCUCUCCCCCUUGCCCCUGCUCGUCUCCGAGCUGAACUCGGUCAACGCCUCUCACAGCGGGGGGUCCUUCUUUGGGAUAUUCCCUGAGAAUGGCUCCAACACCACACCUCACACCCUGCCCCAGCCCAGGGCCAGGGACCCCGGCCUGGCCAGGGCAGAGAUCGCGGUGCUCGGGGUGGUGCUGGCUUUCGCCACCCUGGGGAACAGCUUUGUGCUGUGGGUGCUGCUGAGGAGGAGGAAGCAUAAUGCACCCAUGCACGUGUUCAUGGUCAAUCUGUGUGUGGCUGACCUGGUGGUGGCGCUCUUUCAGGUUCUUCCUCAGCUGAUAUGGGACAUCACAGAGAGGUUUCAGGGACCGGACCUGCUUUGCCGGGCUAUCAAGUACUUGCAGAUUGUGGGCAUGUUUGCUUCCUCUUAUAUGAUAGUUGCCAUGACAGUAGACCGGCAUUAUGCCAUCUGCUGUCCGUUGCAGGCCUACCGAGGGGGAGCAAUGUCCCGCUGGAACACCCCUGUCAUGGUGGCCUGGGCUCUGGCACUUGUCCUCAGCAUACCACAGGUGUUCAUCUUCUCUCGCUUGGAAGUGGCACCGGGAGACUUUGAGUGCUGGGGUCAGUUCACUGAGCCGUGGGGGCUGAAGGCCUACGUCACCUGGAUGGCUGUGGCUGUCUUCCUCCUGCCCGCCCUCAUCAUUACCAUCUGUCAGAUAAGGAUCUUUAGAGAGAUUCACAACAACAUCUACCUGAAGUCAGAGAGGAUGGUGAUGGCUGAGAUGAAGAAAAGCAAAAUCCUCUUCCGCUUCCACAGCUUCAAGAAGGGAGAUGAGCGGGCGAAAGAGAGAGGAAGACGGGCGUCCGGAGUUGGGGGCAGGGACGGGCGAGGGCCGCAGCCCUUGAAGGGUGUGAAUAACAGCCCUCACAAUAACAUGCAAAACAGCCAAGCGGGAGAGUGUUACGAUUAUGCACCGUCCGCCAUCCAGUACAACACUUCUUGUGGUGAACACACGACAACAGCAACAUCACCAACACAGCAGCAGCAAACAGUAAACAACUCAGACUGUCAGGACUCCUACACGUCCUACAUGCUGGUGUCAGGAUCACCCCGCUGCUCCCUUGACUACGUCCCCCCUCCCCCACCAGUCACUCCACCUCCGAGCAUCACUAAAGCCAUGUCCAAGACCGUGAGGAUGACUCUGGUCAUUGUGCUGGUCUACACUAUCUGCUGGUCGCCUUUCUUCAUCGUCCAGCUGUGGGCAGCCUGGGACCCCAACCCUCCUGACCAAGGUGUGGCCUUCACCCUCCUGAUGCUGCUGGCCAAUCUGAACUCAUGCACAAACCCAUGGAUCUACACAGCCUUCUCCAGCAGCGUGUCCCGAGAGCUGCAGAACCUGCUGCACUGCUGGUCGCGACCCGGCCGCCGGGGCUCGCUUCCGGACGACUCCACCACAACACACACCUCCACCAAGGACAGCCUGUACUGACAGAGGCUGAAGAGACAGCAACAUGUCAUAUUUGAAAAGACACGCAUGGGCGCACAUGUGCUCGUAACAAGGACACCACCAACACCACCUCCAGCAUCGCAGCCCUGACAGCACAGAGCGCUGACCUCCACCAGAUGUUUCCAGCAACAAAGGACAGCUGUACUGUCAACAGGAUCUCUGCCUUAAAUCACCUGUCCUCUCCCCCCCAGCAGUAAAGAAGGGUGUCAUUGAAGAUGUCAACACCAUUUAUGACGGCACUGUGGAACAUACAGCGGAAGUCACCAUCAGAAGGCAUCUGCAGUACAAAAUGCCCUUGACAGUAAAGACAUGUUCAACUCUAGCUGCUUAGUGUAGAGGCCAGUGCAUUGAAUUACACCCUCGCCCUGUUCAGACAGAGCAGAGCAGCAGGAAUGCAGAGGGUGGAUAGCUGCAUUAAUGGCCUUACGGCACGCCUAAUGUACAAAGACGAAGACAAAGCUGUGGGUGUAGAGAAAACAAAUCAAUGGGCUGAAGGAAAAGAGAGAGAGAGACACAGACAGAGGGGAAGACUGCUGUUGGACUGAGAACAGACAGGGGGAUGACACGGAUGUUUCAGAUGCAGGAGUGGUCCUGAGAAAGCUGUGGUCGAAAUCUAAUAAUGUGAACAAACUUUGUUAAAUCAAAGAAAGUGGAUUAGAGAUGGAUGCUUGAGGCUGAAUUCAUAUUCGCUCAGGAGGAAUCAGGUUCCGAAGAACAAUAGUGAUUUAUGAGAGAGACGGACAGAGAUUCACUCGUGAGACCCCCCCCCCCCCCCCUCCCCCAUGAG
This is a messenger RNA of Paralichthys olivaceus (Japanese flounder), 2710 nucleotides long. RefSeq names its product vasopressin V2 receptor-like. The record is from RefSeq and is a predicted model, not a curated record. Gene Ontology annotation, molecular function: vasopressin receptor activity; peptide binding. Lineage: Eukaryota; Metazoa; Chordata; Actinopteri; Pleuronectiformes; Paralichthyidae. Gene Ontology annotation, biological process: positive regulation of vasoconstriction; G protein-coupled receptor signaling pathway; cellular response to hormone stimulus. Gene Ontology annotation, cellular component: plasma membrane.